AUGUCUUCGGCGAUUUCCCGUGCCAAUUGGGUCACCUUGUACAAAAAUCUGCAACGAGAGGCCGCUAAAUUCCCUCAAUAUAACUAUCGUGCUUUCUUCCAACGCCGAAUCAGGGACUAUUUUGUGAAGAAUCGUUCUGUUGCUGACCCAAAGCAGUUAGAAGCUUUAUACAAGGAAGGUCAACGCAAUCUAGAAGUGAUCCGUCGACAGGCAACCAUCAAUUCUUUGUAUCCUCAUCAGAAGACAGCUGUUGAGGCCACUUUGCAACAU
Messenger RNA from Mesorhabditis belari, 270 nucleotides. The record is from the annotation of a GenBank genome assembly. Lineage: Eukaryota; Metazoa; Nematoda; Chromadorea; Rhabditida; Rhabditidae.